UUCCUUGUUACCGGAAUCAGACCCGAUCCACUCCAUUUAAGUUUGAUCAGAUUUUAUAUCUGAUGGGUUCUAUUUUGAUGUGGUAUGCUCUAGUUUGGGAAUUGGGACCCAAAGUAUAAACCACCUAUUGAUCGGUUGGAUGUGAAAAAAUGUCACCAUUUAUCUGAUUACCAGGCUUUUUUUUUUUUUUUUACCCAUCCCUAAUAACCAUUUUCACCAGUAAGCUGCGGAACCACAUCCUAAAAUCAGCGAAGAAAUCACUCCAAUCAGGUCAGCUAAGCAAUUACUUAUGGAAGUCUUUCAUUUGUUCAAAGUAUCUUUUCAGUUUUCUGAAAAAUUGAAUCUUCUUUGACUUGGCAGCAAUACAGAGUGACACUGACCUGCUUUAUCCAGUACACAGUUUCAGAUGGAGCCAUAUAGAUUGAAUUCUCCACACACAUCUGUAAUCAUGUUUGAGGCUCUAGGAUACCAACUUCAGUUUUCUCAGGAUCCUAAUUCCAAGCACUUGGGGACAACAGUUUGGGACGCAUCAAUGGUAUUGGUCAAAUUUUUGGAGAAAAAUUGUCGGAAAGGACGGUUUUGUCCAGCCAAAUUGAAGGGAAAGCGUGUGAUUGAGCUUGGAGCUGGCUGUGGAGUAGCUGGAUUUGGCAUGGCAUUACUUGGAUGUGAUGUUGUUUCGACAGACCAAAUAGAGGUGUUGCCAUUAUUGAUGAGAAAUUCUGAGCGUAAUACUUCUAGAGUAAUGCAGACGAUAUCUGAUCCAGAUUCAUUUGGUUCCAUAAAGGUUGCGGAGUUGAAUUGGGGUGAUGAAAAUCACAUAAAAGCUGUUGAACCACCAUUUGACUACAUCAUUGGAACAGAUGUUGUUUAUACAGAACAUCUCUUGGAACCACUUUUGCAGACAAUUCUUGCACUGUCGGGACCCAAAACAACAAUUUUGUUAGGAUAUGAAAUUCGUUCAACUAAUGUCCAUGAAAAGAUGCUUGAAAUAUGGAAGAGAAACUUUGAGGUGAAGACAGUUCCAAAAGCAAAGAUGGAUAGUGACUACCAGCAUCCAAGUAUCCAACUGUUCAUAAUGAGCUUAAAACCAUCUGGAGGGAUCUCAGAAUGUACUUCACAAGAUGAUUUGUCUGCUCAAAAGAUGAAGUUGGCUGGAUACAAAGAACUCCAACAUGAAUCAGAUGAAGAAGAAGAUGAUAAUAAUAGUUUCAAGGUGGAUGAUUUGCAAGGCAAUGAAGGCGUAGGGGAUGAAAAGCUAAUCGCUGAUCUGGAAAAUAGAAAGCUCAGUGAAUGGGAAACACGCAGAUAUGGUGCUGUAGCUGCUCGGCUUCUACGUGAUAUCAAGAUCACAUAAAUUAGUGGAGCUAUCUUAUCAUCAGAAGCACUGGGGAGCCUUUUUUUCUUCUCCCAAUUUUCAGUAGCCAACAGCGUGUGUUCUGAACUUAAUUGUUGCAAUUUGCAAACUAAAGUUAUGUACCUUCCAUCUUGGAGCUGUACCAUGAUACUUUGGUUAAGACAAUUUUAAGACCUAAAUUCCAUUUUAAAAGAUCAAAAUUAAUAGGGACCAUCUUGUAUUUGGCCGUGGGGGCAAUUUUUUCUCAAGG
Cuscuta epithymum is the source of this 1604-nucleotide messenger RNA. The record is from the annotation of a GenBank genome assembly. NCBI's taxonomy places the organism in Eukaryota, Viridiplantae, Streptophyta, Magnoliopsida, Solanales, Convolvulaceae.